UUUUCUAAACGCUCUUGGUUUUCUUUGUCAACAGAUACUGUCAUCAGUGUGUUCAGUGUUUGCUGACUGUGUCUCUCUACUAGGGGUAUUUCGAUUCAUGUUGGGUUUUGGCGGCGGAGGGAUUCAAGCCUCGCAUUUCACGUUGGUUCUAGAGAUGGUGGGACCUAAACAUCGAUCUUUGUGUAGUGCUCUUUAUCAAGUAUACUUUAUUUCUGGGUUCUUUGUAUUCAACCUCUUCGCUUAUUUCGUGAGGGACUGGAGAUCACUUAUAUUGAUGAGUAGCGUGCCAGGGAUUAUACUUUAUCUUUUUCUAAGAGUGUUUCCCGAGUCUCCUCGAUGGCUUCUUAGCAAAAACAGACUUAAUGAAGCAGAAACGAUUCUUGCUAAAUGUGGACGCGAUUCUUUGGACCGAAAUKAACUCAAAAAAGCGAUCAAAGAUAUCAGRAAUGCACAGUUUAGCGAGGAAAAGAUUAAACAAGAGAAAAUGUACACCCCUCUUGACUUGGUUCGUACGCCAAAACUCAGGAGAAGAAGCGGUUUACUCGCGUUCAACUGGUUUGCUGUUAGUUUCAUUGGUAAUGCUUUUUUUGUGUACAUUGGGAAUUUAGCAGGAGAUAUCUAUAUAAACUUCUUGAUUGUCAAUGCUUCUUGUCCUGUUGGCGUUCUCUUAACGGGGUUUCUUCUAAAACGCAUUGGCCAUCGUUUGACACACGCUGUUGUCCUGUGUAUGGUUGGGAUUCUUUGUUUGUCUUCUCUCGCAGUACCGGAUGAUCAACRGCUUGCAAGAACUUGGAUUUUCGUGUCAGCAUUUGGUAUUUCAAAUGGAAUGUGGGUCACAAUCUUUCUUAUUGGGACUGAGCUGUUCCCUACCGUUCUGAGGAGUACAGCGGUAGGCACUGGAUACACAGUUGGUCGUGCUGGCGGCAUUUUGGCUCCCUACGUAGCAAUACUGGGCCAGCUUCCAGGUCUCACCAUAACUCUACCCAUGACCAUCUUCGGCGCCGUUGCCAUCGCAACAUGCAUAGCAACACUAUGGUUACCAGAAGCGAGCCAUUCUAAAAUGCACCAAACCAUCGAGGAAGAAGAAAACGCAKCAGAAUUUUACUACAUGCCUUGUUUUAGGAAAGGYAGAAGGCCUGGUGAACAGGAAAAAGAUGAAGACCAAGAUGGCUCCGAGAAAUCCGUUUCAAAGUCAUUGUUAGAUAUGCCAGUUGAGUCUCGAUGUUCAAGUGUUUGAACCAUCACGUAAAGUGCGCCUUGUACUGUAAAAUAUAUAUCAGUAAUAACUAAAAUGAAGUAAACAUUAUGUCACCAAGUCCUAA
Messenger RNA from Exaiptasia diaphana, 1322 nucleotides. Its product is annotated as organic cation transporter protein. The transcript is spliced from 7 exons. Gene Ontology annotation, cellular component: membrane. The record is from RefSeq and is a predicted model, not a curated record. NCBI's taxonomy places the organism in Eukaryota, Metazoa, Cnidaria, Anthozoa, Actiniaria, Aiptasiidae. Gene Ontology annotation, molecular function: transmembrane transporter activity. Gene Ontology annotation, biological process: transmembrane transport. Bases 98 to 1237 code for a protein of 379 amino acids.